CAUAUGCACGGUUACAGCGGUGCUUGUGCACGGCGGUGUCUGGGUGCAGGCAGCUCGGAUGGAGGCAGCAGCAGCAGCUCCUCCAUGCGGCUGCGCGUCGCACCGCUCGGCCCGCUGGUUAAUAUGGAAUAUCUGCACGGAUCCAGCGGCCAAACCGUUUGCACUGGCGGAAAAAAGGAGGCCUGUAGUAGCGCAAAUUAGAAAAGCAGCUCAUUUUGCCGGUUCUUUAUGGCUUCUGGCUCCAAAGAUGAAGAGGGAAACACGGAAGGCGGUUCGUGGAGGCUCAUAGGCCCGGCCUCGGAGCUCUCCAGGAAGCGCUGCCGCUUGAUGCACUCUUCUCUCGGCUACGACUUCUGGUGUGUGCCUCUUCUACGUAAAGGGGAGUUCUUUGCCAUGGAUGCUCGAUGCUCACACUCCGGUGGUCCUCUGUGUGAGGGGGACAUUGAGGAGGCUGAAGGAGUCCUGCAGGUCUUCUGUCCAUGGAAUGACUAUGACUUUGACCUCAGAACUGGAAAUCAGGACAUCACUACAGGUUCCAUACUUCAGCAACAAGUGUACGAAGUCAAGCUGGAGGACGGUAACGUGUACGUAAAGCACCCAAGUCAUCUCUCCUUACAGCCUUUUCCUGCAGAAGAGAAAAGCUGAACAACAACCUCAGUGCUGUUGCUGCUGCCUCUUCGUCCUCCUGCCGUCCAGCCCUUUGUGAGACUUGUGUAGUCCGGUCGGGCUGUUUUUAAGAUCUGUUCCACAAACCCAAGCCAUCCGAAAACAUUCCUAAGCCUUAUCUUUUAUGUCUCAGAGCUGUUUCUACUUUGACCGCUGUGAACUCAGGACCCUAUCGAGAAGACUGUCUGAAGAGGACAUGAGAGAUGAAAAUGUUUUUCUUGAGCUUUUCUUGCCGGCAUUCAGGUACAGAAUCAUCACUGGCACUGAACAUGAAGAGACAUGAACUUAUUACAGACCUUAGUAGCACACCGGACAGUAGCAAGCAUCAAAUUUGACGGCAUGGAAUAUCAUUUUCCAAUAUAAUUUUGCAGUUUUUUAAUACUGCCAUUUUUUCUGGUGCAGAUAUUAGAGUAAAUGUAAAGUGGUUUGAUCUUCACAUUUGAGGAGUCUGAUUUGCACCAUUCCUGAAACUCAACAACUGUUGGGGAUCUGAAAAAUGUAUUUCUCAUAUGCUCUUUUUGCAUAUUUUAUUGCACUUGUAUGGACCAGCAAGCAAAUCUCUCCUCUUUGGACAUACUGAAGACAUUCACAAAUGACUUUAAUCAAAACAUGAAAUUAUCAUUUGCAAAACUCCGUCUAGAAUUGCUCUUAUGAGAUGAAUUUUUAGUGCACCUACUAAUGAAGCCUUUGUGUUUUGCAGUCAUGGCAGAGGAAUUACUCAUUAUAAUUAUGCAAAAUGCAGCUCUAAUUAAGUAAUUUGAAAAAGCAGUUAAAAUGGAGAGUAAAUUGAAUAAAAAUUGAGCAGCAGCAUCUUGACGUUUUGACAAGAUGCGUUAGACAAUCAUUAAUUGUGGCAUGUUUGUAACUUUGAAAGUCAGACAGACAGGUUAUUGGCAUAAGCAGUACAGGUUUUCCUUUAUAAAGCAUACAUUUUGGGUGCAACCGUGUAAUGGUAAAGUAUAAUGACAGUUUCUUUCAACCGCUAAGACAUAAACAAGCUGCACUGUCUCACGGUCUUGUUCCGAUCGACCGAAGGUGCUUUUCCUAUCCUCAACAAAACAUCACCUGUAGUUCCACCAGUGACUGACAGACAUGUUGAGUUGUGGUUUUGGAUAAAUUCAAACACUUUAUUCCAGUGAAGUCAUGCAGCAGAAACUCCUUUGCAGAAUUUGUCCCUCAACUGUUUUUUAACCCAAUUAGAGCCCAGGCAAUUAGAACACACAUGAAGGACACUGUGGUUAUGAUCGUUGGCCGUUCCAGUUCUGAGACGUCUCCAUCAGCAUUUCUCUCCAUUCCUGGCUUUUGCUCAGACAGGUUUGUCUGCUACUGACGCAAUGGGAUUUAAGAGGCACGGUUAGUAAGGCGCCGGAGGAAGGUUCACGACCUGAAAUGCACCAUUGACUCAAGAAAAAAGUAUUUUUCUAGCUGUGUAUGUGUGCGCGCACACUGAUGCAAGAGUGUUUUCUUUAUUCCUCAGUGGUGAGAGCAGUCACUCACUAUAUUUUCUGUCAACUCUGUUUUCUGGCAGAUGCACAGAGGCCAGUCAUGAAGGUGUCAAUGACAGUGUGGCUCGACAAGCUAGUUUUUCUCCCUACUGUGCUGCCCUUUGUGCAACUUAUCAUAAUUCCACUGGCUAAAAAUGUGCAUUAUGUGCACCAGAGGUAUCACUUUGUUGCGGUAUAACUCAUCACCUGGAGUUUAAUGGGCACGCACAGUGGAGAUGCAACUAUUUUGUGUCUGGAGAAAGUCAAAGUAAGCACUGUCUGCAAUUCUGCAGGAGUGGUUUCUACAUUAUUACAUGUUGACAUGACAUCGCUGGAGUCUCCUAAAACACUGAGGGAAAACAGCAUUCUUGUCAGGUUUUUGUUAUAUAUUUCCUGAAAAUGUGUUUUGUAUGCUUUGCUAAUUUGAUGUAUUUUGUCUUUCACGUAUGCAUCUGGCCUUUAAGUUAAAAACAUUUGCCAUUCUCCAGACUGCAUAUGCAAUCUAUCUGUUUUAUGAUAGUAUUGAUUUGUUUGCUGUAAACUGUGCUUGUAACUUAUGCAAAGCUGAAAUUAUGUUUAUCAGUGUUAUUUAAUUCAUAAAUUUAAUUAUUCUCUCAGAA
Molecule: messenger RNA, 2770 nt
Organism: Acanthochromis polyacanthus (spiny chromis)
Lineage: Eukaryota; Metazoa; Chordata; Actinopteri; Pomacentridae
Molecular function (GO): nitrite reductase [NAD(P)H] activity; 2 iron, 2 sulfur cluster binding
Source: RefSeq, a predicted model, not a curated record